AUGGGGAGCAUCCCCAGUCCCAAACAGUAGGACAGUAGGUUAGGGGAGUGGGAGUAGCUGGCAGGUUCCUGUUUCCUGCCGGAAUGUUCCCUCCCUCCCCCCGUAUUCGAGUGGCCACAGGAAGUCACCAUGUCGAGUGCGCACAAGAGCAAAAUUGCAGAAUUCCAGAGCAUUAUAAGUGAGUCACAAAUCAACCUGAAAGUGCUGCGAGAGCUCUGCUUCAACGUGAAACAUAUGCACAUUUCCUGCGAGUGAUGAUUAUCCAGCCAGGGAUCGCCAAAGUCAAAUUUGGAGUGUCCAGAGAAGAUGUUACUUUGGAAGAUCAUCCCCUGAAUCCCAAGCCAGACAGUCAGUGGAACACGUACUUCAAAGAUAAUGAGGUGCUCCUGCAGAUAGAUAAGGACGUCAGGAGACUCUGCCCUGAUUUCUCCUUUUUCUUAAACCCCACGGAUUACCCCUGCCAUUUGAUCAUGGACCUGGAAAACGAGUACGAGACUCUUCGGAAGCGUGUGGAACAGACCACUCUGAAGUCUCGGACUGUAGCGCGAAACCGAAGCGGCGUCACUAACGUAAGCUCUCCAUUGAAAUCCUCCGCUUCCAAUUCACUGGGAGACUACGAUCCCCUUCCUAACGGCAGCGAGGCUCACUGGGAGGUGGUGGAAAGGAUCCUCUUUAUUUACGCCAAGCUGAACCCUGGUAUUGCUUACGUCCAAGGCAUGAAUGAAAUAGUUGGGCCUAUUUACUACACUUUUGCGACUAACCCAAACAGUGACUGGAAAGAGCAUGCAGAGGCAGACACUUUCUUCUGCUUUACCAACCUGAUGGCUGAAAUCCGAGACAAUUUCAUUAAGAGUCUGGAUGACUCCCAGUGUGGCAUAACCUCCAAAAUGGAGAGUGUUUACUCCACCCUGAAGGAGGAGGAUGAGGAGCUUUACCUGAAACUGCAAGAGCAGAACAUCAAACCACAGUUCUUUGCUUUCCGCUGGCUGACACUGCUCCUCUCCCAGGAGUUUGUGCUUCCAGACGUCAUUCGGAUCUGGGAUUCACUCUUCGCAGAUGAGAAGAGAUUUGAUUUCCUUCUCAUGGUAUCUUGUGCUAUGCUGAUACUAAUCCGGAAUCAGUUACUUGAAGGAGACUUCACAAUAAACAUGAGGCUGUUACAAGAUUACCCGCUGCCUAAUGGGGAUGUUCUACCGAUACUGAAAAAAGCAAAAGAAUUGCAGGACUCUAAAUAAAAUAGUAAGAUACUGCUUCAAUACUUCCUAAGGGACAUCUGUUCCAUGGGUAUUCACCCUGCCUGGUAGGCAGUUGCCGGACUGGCAUGCGGCCUGAACUAUGAUGGACACAGAAAUCUGGACACUAAAUGACUAACUGGCUUAUGAUCAGAGCCAUUCUGCACUAAAGGGACAAGCAGUGACCAACACAGCAAGAGAGGACUUUCUUCUGCACUAGUGGGAGUGUGGGGGGGGGAGUCUAGGCCAAGAUCAAAAUAGGCCCUGGCAUUUCAGGUACACAAAGGUCCAGACAGGCCACACAGCAGCCCAAACAACCCCCACCAGCCCAAUAUAUAGUGACUGUCUAUGGCAACUUACAGCAGGCCCUCUGGCAUUUGCCAGAACCUACAGAUUGCCAGUCCGGGCCUGGAGUUGGGACCAAAAUCAUGUCCUUGGGAGCUGCAGCAUUGCUUCAGGCAUGUGCCCCUUUCUGCACCACAAGAAGUCUCAUGGCUGCUGAGCACCUAUAUGUUGGCCUUGUCAUGGUCAUCUAUGUAUUCCAGAAGCAUUACUGGAUCUUCAAGCAUGGAAGGAGCUCCUGGGCAAAACCUGAUCCGUACUCGCACUCCUCUUCUAGACUGUUAGAGACACACUGUAGCAUAUCUCAGUUGAAAGCUGCUCCUGGUGUCUCUUGAUAUUGCCUGUGUUAAAUACAAGUUCCACUGUUAUGUUUCAGUACUUUGUAUAUGUUUCCUUUUGUUCCGAAGCAUUAUACUGGGAUCUCUGUGUGUUUUAUCCGUUCUGUAUAAAGAAAACCAUCCUCAGUCAUACUGACUUUAGCAAACUCAGCUGCAGCAUAAUCUGAUUGGGCAGUUCCCAACAUGCUUCUGCUGUCAGCCUCUCCGCAAAAUGUCUCAUACUUGUGUAAGGUAUUGUCAUAGCUGCCAUAUUGCUACUCCUUGUGUAGAUGCAGCGGUUGUAAUCUGGCUCGCCUACUGGGACAAGAACCCCAGCACCCCACCCCCCGUUCAUGUCCCAGUAGAGCUUUCUGGAUAACCCUGUUUUAUCUGACAGUAUCCGUCUACCCUGUUGCCUCUAUAUGGCUAAUGCUAUUCUAUUCAAGGCAGCAGGUGGUUGUGCUAAUAGAAUUAAGAAUUAAGUAUUAAGAAAUUAAAAAGUUCUACAGCAUGUCAAAUUUCCAAUCUGUGUCCCACCAGUUGUGAGCUGCUGUGUAGCAAUGGGGAAAAUGAAAAAGAAAAAGGCUAUAUGACACAGGUUAAACAGUGGAUAAUAUCAUCAUCUGCAGUGUAACCUGAGCCUUUUCUCUUUUGAAUGGCUGCCCCAUUGCUACACAGCAUCUUAUUUAUAUAAAAAAUAGUAGUGUUUCUGAAGCAAACACAGCAGUUUUACCAGUGCAGGGCAACACUGCAUUAUAUUUUUAUUACUUUAAAAACACUUUCAUUUUUUUAUUUUACACAUCCUUUAAAAGGGACCUAGAGAUAAAACAUAUUACUAAACUGUUAAUGUGACUGAUAAGUCACACAACUGGUAAACAAAGUGUUUUCUAAAUAAACAGAACACUCAGUGUUUGAAAUUG
Xenopus laevis (African clawed frog) is the source of this 2811-nucleotide messenger RNA. RefSeq names its product TBC1 domain family member 13 S homeolog (gene tbc1d13.S). The record is from RefSeq and is a predicted model, not a curated record. NCBI's taxonomy places the organism in Eukaryota, Metazoa, Chordata, Amphibia, Anura, Pipidae. Bases 255 to 1235 code for a protein of 326 amino acids. Gene Ontology annotation, biological process: intracellular protein transport. Gene Ontology annotation, molecular function: GTPase activator activity. Gene Ontology annotation, cellular component: cytoplasm; membrane. The transcript has 10 exons.